UAGGCUGUUCAUGUUUCUUCUUCUUUUAUCCUUCACCAGGCUUAUUCUGUUAAAAUCGAAAAUUCAGUCAUUCCAUUUUAUUGGCUGUUCAUGUUUUAUCCUCUCCUUCAACUUCUUCUUAUUUUAUCAUCACCAGGCUUCGACUUCUAGAAUUAUUCAUCUAUACUGAUCCCGAUUAAGGUGCCUGUGGCUAAGAGUUUAGAUUUCAGAGCAUUCGAGAGAUGGCUGUUGCUGCUUACGCAUUGCUGGUUUCUCUUACUCAUGUCCUCGACGACGUCCACUACCGGGCUCAGCUUCGUCGCCUUCAUGUGGAUAUAAAACGGAUUGAAUCUCUCCAGGAAGGGGUCAAUUUCUUGUUAGAAUUUCUUGAAGUUAAUCACAGAAGUAAAAGCAAAAAGGUUGGAAAUCUUUGGAGGCAAAUAUCUGAAGUUAGUUUGGAGGUCGAAGAAAUUUUUGACUUCCAUGUUGUGAGUCAACUUCAGAAGGAUUCCCAGGAAGAAAGUAGUGAUAUGGGCGCAGGAUCAUUUAAUGAAGAUUUGGACACUAUGAUCCAAAAGAUUAACAAUAUCAAGAGUGAGCUAUCGACGGUUGAGGAGGUUGUGGAGGAUAUUCCGGUUGGAAAACAAACCAGAGCUUCUGUUCCUGCUGGUGGCACUUCAACUGCUGUGUCCUCGGUUGGAAAGAAUGCUAUAGUGGGACUUGAGGAACACGUGAUCAAGAUUAAGGGUGAGCUAGCUAGAUAUGAUGGCAAUCUCCAAAUCAUCCCAAUUGUCGGCAUGGGGGGUAUUGGAAAAACAACUCUUGCCAAAAAAGUUUACGAAGAUAAAUAUGCUGUCGACCGCUUUGAUGUGCGCAUUUGGAUUACAAUUUCCCAAGAGUAUAGUGUCAAUGAGAUCCUCCAAGGUCUUAUAAACGAUGGAAAAGUUGAAAGACAUUGUGGAAAUUCAGAUGGACCUGGGGAGGUGUUGCGUAAGAAGCUAUACGGCAGAAGAUACUUAAUUGUUAUGGAUGACAUAUGGACUGUUCAAGCUUGGGAUGAUUUAAGGAGGUUCUUUCCAGAUAACGGGAAUGGAAGUCGAAUUAUUGUGACCACUAGGCUAUCACAAGUGGCUGAUUCAUUAGGCUCUCACGACCCCUAUCCAAUGAUAUUUCUAGAUCCAAAUACAAGUUGGAGUUUAUUUUGUCAAACCGUAUUUGCAGAAGAAGAUUGUCCACAUCAAGAGUUGGAGCAAAGUGGAAGGAAGAUUGUCAAGAAUUGCAGAGGGCUUCCUUUACAAAUUGCUGUUAUAGGAGGACUACUUGCAAAGUCUGGCAUGACGACAGAAUAUUGGGAAUCAGUUGCUGAAAAUGUGAGUGCCUUUGGCAAUGCAAGUGAUGGCGAGCAUUGCCUGAAUAUAUUACUUUUGAGUUAUAAUAAUCUGCCUAUAUAUCUCAAGCCAUGUUUCCUCUACAUGAGAUCUUUCCGCGAAGAUGCUAAAAUUGAUGUCUCCUAUCUAAUCCGAGUUUGGGUUGAUCAAGGUUUCAUAACAAUAAAAGAAGAUAAAAGUUUGGAAGAACUUGCAAAGGAAUAUGUGAAUGAUCUUCUCGAUAGAAAUCUACUUUUUGUGCGUGACCGAGAUCUUGGCACUGAGGAAAUUCUAUCAUGCGGCAUCCAUGAUCUUCUACGAGACCUAUGCAUUAGUGAGUCUAAAAAAGAGAACUUUUUGUGUACUCCAAGAGAACAAGAGAUCAGACCACAAUCUGAGGAAAGAGUGUGUUUCCUAUGUAGCGUUUCAGUGACAGAAACGAGAAAUUUCCUUGCACUUGACGUCAUUCCUCCAUCAGCUUGGCAUUGUAAUCCUCCUGUUUGUGGUCAUUGUAAAGUGACUUAUUCGCAUAUAAAGGGACUUCGAUUCGUCAAGGUCAUGGAUAAAGAUGGUGUAGCUCAUGAUUCACUUGUGCAGCACACUAAAUUAUGCUACGUCUCUGUUUCCAUGCAUAACCCUCCAAAGUUUAUAUCUCCUUCGACGCUACAUUUGCUAUGGAACCUUCAGAGUCUGAUAUUUAAGGAGUCAGAGAUGGUAGUUUUACCAUCUGAAAUCUGGGAGCUGCCGCAACUUAGAGUUAUUGAAUGCAAAUGUGUGGUGUUUCCGAAGCCUCCUCAUGCUCAUGUCAAAGAGAAAGAUUGCUUUGUUCUGAGGAAUCUACAACACCUUACCUGGGCAAGAAAUUUUGAGCUCACUGGUGAGAUUCUCAAUGGAGUCCCUAAUUUGAAGGAACUACAAAUAAAGUAUGAUAAGCGUAUGAGAGAGUCGGAUACUUGUUUGUGUAAUCUUGCCAGAUUACAGAAACUUGAAACUCUAUCAGUCAAAAAUACACUGCAGAACAUUGGCUUUCCAAAUUCACUCAAAUUGUUGGCUCUGAUGAGAUGCAGAAUUCCUUGGAGUGGUAUGUCAAUGGUUGGUUCGUUACCCAAUCUCGAAUUUCUCGGGUUGUUUAAUACUGCAGAAGGCUCUGAGUGGAAUCCAGCUGAAGGGGAAUUUCUUCGAUUAAGAUUAUUGGCGAUUGUUGGUAGUGAUUUAGUACAUUGGGGAGCUGAUCAAGACCACUAUCCUGUGCUUGAGAAUCUUUUACUGUUGAACUUACCUUCAUUGGAAGAAAUCCCGUCAGGUGUUGGAGAUAUAGCAACACUGCAUAAAAUUGUUUUGCGAAAUUGCAGUAAGUCUGCUGUGGAUUCAGCAUGCCUAAUACUUGAGGAACAACGGAGCGUGGGAAAUGAUAUCCUUGAGAUUGAUGUCUCUGAUAAUUCUGACUAUGAAGUCGAAGACUUUGAUGAAGAUGAAGAUGAAGAUUAAGGUGAUGAAGAUGGUGGCUUUAAUUUCGGAAUAAGAAUUCAAGUUGAAGGAAGAUUUCCAGAAGUGAUUCAGUAAUAAUAUGCAGUGCGGAGAAAUGUUGGAAUGUAACAAUAGUGAUAAAUAUUUUUCCUCUUCUUAUUUUGGUUGUUGGCACUUUAUCUUUACCCAGUGUUUACUUUCGGUUAGCAGUUGUGGAUUACAACCUUAUAAAAAUAAAUAAAUAAAAAGACAUUAUUGUAAUAUGUGUGGAUGAUUUAUUCAAUGUCUAUGUUG
Molecule: messenger RNA, 3107 nt
Organism: Andrographis paniculata
Lineage: Eukaryota; Viridiplantae; Streptophyta; Magnoliopsida; Lamiales; Acanthaceae
Product: putative late blight resistance protein homolog R1A-3
Exons: 3
Coding region: 222-2834 (870 amino acids)
Biological process (GO): defense response to other organism
Molecular function (GO): ADP binding
Source: RefSeq, a predicted model, not a curated record